AUGGUGCGUGGACGUUCGGUUGAUCCCGCAGCGAUUGCAAGAACCAGAAAAGAAGAUUCGGCAAUGAUCAAAUCAGGACACUGGAGCCUGGACUCUGGACAAGAAGACAAACAGCCGGCUAACAAGCUAGUGCCUUCAGCCUCCGCCAGAGACGGAUUUGAUGGAAAGGCCUCGCGAAGCAAAAAUCCAGAAUAUGAUAACCAGGAGGCUAUGUUGGAAACAAAAGUGAAGCCCAAUCUUCCACUGAACACUUUUGAACAUGAACCUGGUGUGCCUUCAUCCAAUGAUGUUGAUGAAAUUGUUAAGUACCUUGAGGAUCCAAAUUGCUUUCUUAACGUCAACGCAGGUGGUUCAGGGAUACAAUUUGGAGUCUACUAGUCUUUUUUUGAUAUUUCGGGUUGUAGCUCAGAGAGGUGGGAAUUAUAGUCUUGACCAUCGCUCAGAAAGUAAAGUGUCUUAUGAUCAUACUAUGUUAGGGUAGAAGAGGGUGGAAACAGGGUAGCACUCUAGCCAUGG
Messenger RNA from Ilex paraguariensis (yerba mate), 516 nucleotides. Lineage: Eukaryota; Viridiplantae; Streptophyta; Magnoliopsida; Aquifoliales; Aquifoliaceae. The record is from the annotation of a GenBank genome assembly.